AACUCGAGUCUACCAAAUUAUCCUAAAUUUUUAGUUGAGGUGGUACAUUUACACCUAGCAAGAAAUCCGGGGAAAUUGAAGCUCGCCACUUGUUUAAGUUAUUUUAUCUACUUUCCGGGGAAAAGGAAAAACUUAUCAGAUUGUCAAGUUCCAAACAUGGGCUUUUCGUUCUGGCUCGCUCGCUUGCGUUCUUGUUCGAACAAAUCAGCUUUUUCCAAAGCUUUUCGGGACUCUUUUUACCAUUAUAAAUCUCAGCUUAAUACUUGUCAGAAGAACUUACCAUCCACCAUUGCUGAGAAAACCAAAAGCCAUGCUUUUUCAUGGUCCAGCUGUUUGCUUCCUCUGGCUUUUGCUGUUUCUGCUGGAUCUCUUACUUUUCAAUCCCACAACAAUCAUCCUUCACUCUGCGAACCUUCUAAUCUGGAUUCUCGGAAAGUGACUAUUGGUGGGAAGGCAAGCACAGAGUUUGUGGUGAAGGGCACUCAUAAAGAAGUUCCACAAGAGCUUAUUGAUGAACUGAAAGCUAUAUGUCAAGAUAAUAUGACUUUGGAUUAUGAUGAAAGAUUCUACCAUGGGAAGCCACAGAACAGCUUUCAUAAAGCAGUAAAUAUUCCUGAUGUGGUUGUUUUCCCUAGGUCUGAGGAGGACGUUUCCCAGAUUGUCAAAUCUUGUAAUAAACAUAAGGUUCCUAUAGUACCAUAUGGUGGAGCUACAUCUAUUGAGGGGCACACUUUGUCUCCUAAUGGAGGUGUUUGCAUCGACAUGACCUUAAUGAAGAGAGUUAAGGCGUUGCAUAUUCGGGACAUGGAUGUUGUAGUUGAGCCUGGAAUUGGAUGGAUGGAACUUAAUGAAUACUUGGAGCCUUAUGGUUUAUUUUUCCCCCUUGAUCCAGGGCCUGGUGCAACAAUAGGAGGCAUGUGUGCAACACGCUGCUCUGGAUCUUUAGCCGUGAGGUAUGGCACUAUGCGUGACAAUGUAAUCAGUCUCAAGGUUGUCCUUGCUAAUGGAAUUAUUGUUAAGACAGCUUCUCGUGCUCGGAAGAGUGCUGCUGGGUAUGACUUGACUCGCCUGAUGAUUGGAAGUGAGGGGACCCUUGGUGUGGUAACAGAAGUCACUCUACGGCUUCAGAAAAUUCCAGAGCAUUCAGUGGUUGCAAUGUGCAACUUCCCCACAAUUAAGGAUGCUGCAGAUGUUGCUAUUGACACCAUGUUGUCUGGUAUUCAGGUGUCAAGGGUUGAAUUAUUGGAUGAAGUCCAAGUAAGGGCUGUCAAUAUUGCUAAUGGGAAGAAUUUGCCUGAAGUUCCAACUCUAAUGUUUGAAUUUAUUGGCACCGAGGCAUACUCCCAUGAGCAAACGCAAAUUGUUCAAAGAAUUGUUUCUGAGCACAAUGGCUCGGAUUUUGUUUUUACAGAAGAUCCUGAAGCUAAAAAAGAACUUUGGAAGAUCAGGAAGGAAGCCCUAUGGGCAUGCUUUGCUAUGGAGCCCAAUUUUGAAGCAAUGAUUUCUGAUGUUUGUGUUCCCCUAUCAAACCUUGCAGAAUUAAUAUCAAGGUCCAAGCAAGAGCUGGAUGCAUCAUCACUGGUUUGUACAGUUAUUGCCCAUGCUGGUGAUGGGAACUUUCACACAGUCAUUCUCUUUGAUCCUAAUGAAGAAGAGCAUAGGAGAGAAGCUGAAAGGCUAAAUCAAUUUAUGGUUUAUACAGCUUUGUCAAUGGAAGGAACAUGCACCGGCGAACACGGUGUUGGCACUGGGAAAAUGAAGUAUCUGGAAAAGGAACUUGGAAUAGAGGCCUUGCAGACGAUGAAACGAAUCAAAACAGCUCUAGAUCCUAACAACAUCAUGAAUCCAGGAAAGCUAAUUCCUCCCCAUGUUUGUUUCUAGAAGCAGUGGCCAUCAGUUGCUGUUGCUAAAUGCAUGCGUGCUAUUCAGUGGCUGUUUUGCUAAAAUUUUGCUGAAGCUAUUUUUCGUCAUUGCACCAAACAGAGAAUCAGUUCUGACUGGUUGGAUAGCGGUGAGCAGUAAUGUUGCUGUCAUCCAUCAUUUCUUUUCAUAAGCUAUCCCUGGCUACAUCCCAGUUUCUUUGUUCUUUGUUCCUUCGAAUUAGAAAACUCUGUAAUCUAACAGUGUAACAAUAAAUUAGCUCAUGAAAAAUAUUAAGAUUUUCAUUUUCAGAUGGCUUUAUUAUUACUAAA
Gossypium arboreum is the source of this 2192-nucleotide messenger RNA. Its product is annotated as D-lactate dehydrogenase [cytochrome], mitochondrial. The transcript is spliced from 18 exons. Bases 157 to 1881 code for a protein of 574 amino acids. Gene Ontology annotation, molecular function: D-lactate dehydrogenase (cytochrome) activity; D-lactate dehydrogenase (NAD+) activity; FAD binding. Gene Ontology annotation, biological process: lactate catabolic process. Gene Ontology annotation, cellular component: mitochondrion. The record is from RefSeq and is a predicted model, not a curated record. NCBI's taxonomy places the organism in Eukaryota, Viridiplantae, Streptophyta, Magnoliopsida, Malvales, Malvaceae.